UAUAAUAGACACUUCAUUGAAACCGUACUGACUAGCAGCUCGUGUUAACCUUUAAAAAGCCACUACAAGCCAUCGCACGAUUCUGUUUCGUUUUCUACACUCAAAAUGAACGAGAUAUGGAAGGUUUACUUGCUGUGUUUGGUAGUGUCUGUUUCGGCGCAAACUUACGAGUACGAGUACGAGUACUACUAUGAAGAAGUAAGCGAAACUUCGGCGACCGAUGCUGCUACUUCGCCACCGAGCGAGGUGACGACGGUCGAAGAGGCUAGAGCGCUGGAAGAGGAGAUCGUUACGGAGGUAUCAACCGUCACCUUGGAUGAUGCGACCAGCGACUACCAAAACAUGUCGGUGGUUUCCGUUGGAAGCUCUAAGGACGGCAUUCCGAUGCAUACGGACGAGGCUACGGCUGUAGAUGGUGAAGUGGUGAACCUCAAUUCGCAUGAUGUCCGUCGCACCGACAGUACUGUCCAUCCGCGAUUAAAUGGGACUCACCCAACCAAAUUCACAAACACUUUGUUCAAGACUACCAGCAGGCCUAAAUCCAACAAUCCACCUUCGAUAGUGCUGAACAUCUACACCGGCAUGUAUGGCAUGGAUUCGCGGAGUAACAAUCGCCCCACCGGGAACGUUGGUGGACGGAACAACUUCUGGCCACGGGCCCAAUCCCCGCUCCAGGGUUGGUACGGAAUGUACAACCGUAUGCCGGUGCAACCAUUCGCACCGAGACAGCAGCGUCCCAUAUAUCGAGGCCGGGGACAGCAAAACAAUUACGGCGAUUCGUACAGCAGCGGCUUUACGUAUCAGAAGGCAACGAAACCACGGCGAAACAGUCAGCAGAAUCGAGGCUCCACCAUGGACCAGGAGGCAACCAUGGCCGUGUUCAAUUUUCUGCUGCAAGCACUCGGCCAGCGGUCCGGGUCUUCCACGCGUUCGCAAACGCAAGGUCAGCAGGGAUCGCGCAGAAGAGUGUGAAGCGUGAUACGGGUUACAAGGAAGCAAUAAAGCGAUUUGCAGCACUGCAAAGUAAAUAAAUUUUUGAUGUCUUUUAACUGCGACUAGUAAAA
This is a messenger RNA of Anopheles stephensi (Asian malaria mosquito), 1064 nucleotides long. RefSeq lists its product as uncharacterized. Bases 106 to 972 code for a protein of 288 amino acids. The record is from RefSeq and is a predicted model, not a curated record. The transcript has 3 exons. NCBI's taxonomy places the organism in Eukaryota, Metazoa, Arthropoda, Insecta, Diptera, Culicidae.